This is a messenger RNA of Rhopalosiphum padi (bird cherry-oat aphid), 959 nucleotides long. RefSeq names its product protein Vhl (gene Vhl). The record is from RefSeq and is a predicted model, not a curated record. NCBI's taxonomy places the organism in Eukaryota, Metazoa, Arthropoda, Insecta, Hemiptera, Aphididae. The transcript is spliced from 3 exons. Bases 219 to 704 code for a protein of 161 amino acids.
ACUUUUUUUCGUAUCGAAUGUUGAAAAAUUAAAAAUACUAUUUGAAAAUUAAUAUUUACGUAGUUAGGUUCAUGUCAAUAUAUUGAGUUUACAAUGUAAAUAUCAUCACUACAUUAAUUUAGUUCCUGACAAUAUUUUGCCACAGUUAAGUGCAUGAUGCUGUUUGUAGAUGUCAAAUUGUCAAUAUAUCCUAGAUCCAGAGCAAUGUUAAACUGAUAAUGGCUUUAAUUGGUGAUCAGAUUGCUGGUACUCAACGGAAACCAGCGUAUGUACGUUUUCAAAACAACACCUGCUAUAGCAUUGAAGUAAAUUGGAUAAAUUUUCACAAUAAUGAACAAACCUAUUGUAUUUUAGAUCCAAACAAAUUUGUAGAUGUAAAUACAUUUUCUACACAUUCAUGGAUUUUUAGGGAAUGUAUAUCAAAAAGUCGGAUGGUUGUUGCUGGAAAAGAAGUAUUCAUUGCGACACCUUGGGUUGAAGAACACAGACGUCUUGAAUUUAAACACCCUAUCAAUGUACCAUUAAGAACGAGGGUUUUAAUUGAAAUGCCAGCUAUGGAUUUAAGACAAUUAUGUUUAUUAAAAUUAGCUCAAAUAUUGAAGACUAAAGAUGACAUAAUCAUGUUGGAAAUACCUAAAACACUUCAAAAGGAAUUAAUAGAAAUGAUAUCAAACAAAGAAGCUUUUAACUAUUCAAUUGACUAACUAAUAGUAUAUAUUUUUUAACUUGUUUUACCUUAUUUUACAAUAAGUAAUAAAUAAAUAUUUUAUAAAUUAUUAAAUGAAAAUAUUGAGUUGAAAGCACCUGCAUAUAGCAUAUAGUAGACAAACCAAUUGUUACAAAAUAAGUCUGCUUAACUUAAAAAUCUAGUUAAUCUUCAUCUUGUUUGGUUUAAAGUAUUCCUGUGAAUGAUGGGUAUUUACAUGCAUAUAAAUAUAAGAAAAUAAUAGUUUUGAUAA